CAUGUGUAUUUUGAAACACACGACUUCCGAUAACCACCUGGGACUCUCCCACACCGACCGUCAUUAUGAACAAACCGGUGGUAUGGAGGAGUGUCUGGAUGCCCCUGCUGCUGGCUGGCCUAACUGCGUCCCAGGGACAAAACAAUAUGGGAACAAUUCGGUGCUUAGAGUGUCCGCAGGCAAAAUCUCCAACGGUCUGUGACAAUUGGGCGCAGUGUGGACGAGGAGAGAUCUGUUACGCCAGAGAGUAUAUCGACCACAACGGAGACAGGGCUUACAAUAUGGGCUGCGAGGACAAAACGAGAUGUGAGUUGUUCAUUAAUGCCAAGAUAUUAAUUGGGAAACGAGAAACAGACGACCUUGAGGUUACUAAUGAGAACGACUUAGAUCCUCUUCCUCCAGAGAAGUGCUACCAGUGUUGCCCACAGAACGACUGUAACGCGAGAUUGUGUGCUGGCUUCACAGGCGGAUUAACUCCUACCAUCAAAUCCGGGUCUCAUUCUUCCUGUCCGCCCACAUUUGUUACCGGGCCCACCAGCUGUUACUACGUCGCCAACUGGACCGUGAACUGGGAGACAGCUCGGCUGGACUGUGCAAGACGAGGGUCAGACCUGGCGGCCAUCCACUCCAGACAGGAGCAGACCUUUCUGGCCAACCUCCUCAAUGAAACUGAAGCCACAUACCACCCGACUCAGGGCUACUGGACGGGUGGGGUGUACGUGACAGCUACCAAGUCAUGGAUAUGGGUGGACAUGACCAAAGCGUCCUUCACAAACUGGGGGCCAGGGCAACCGUCCACCAGCGAUUAUAACCAAAGAGUUGUGCUUCACAACCCAAUAAAGUACCCCACCUUUGUGGGGUGGCAGUGGUCCAUCUCUGCACAUACAACUGGAAUGGGUUUCAUCUGUGAAAGGGAUUUCGUAUGAACUUAAAUAAAAGUAUCAACGGGUU
This is a messenger RNA of Haliotis rufescens (red abalone), 951 nucleotides long. RefSeq lists its product as uncharacterized. The transcript has 7 exons. The record is from RefSeq and is a predicted model, not a curated record. Gene Ontology annotation, molecular function: signaling receptor activity. NCBI's taxonomy places the organism in Eukaryota, Metazoa, Mollusca, Gastropoda, Lepetellida, Haliotidae. The coding region runs from base 66 to 926 and encodes 286 amino acids.